Neodiprion virginianus is the source of this 5667-nucleotide messenger RNA. RefSeq lists its product as uncharacterized. Gene Ontology annotation, molecular function: iron ion binding; monooxygenase activity; oxidoreductase activity, acting on paired donors, with incorporation or reduction of molecular oxygen. The transcript has 37 exons. The coding region runs from base 526 to 5400 and encodes 1624 amino acids. Lineage: Eukaryota; Metazoa; Arthropoda; Insecta; Hymenoptera; Diprionidae. The record is from RefSeq and is a predicted model, not a curated record.
UGGGCCGAUCGCUUCGGUAGCUCCCUUGUGCGUUAAAUACCUGAGGAUACCUAAUCAUUGUGCACAGGACGUCAAUCACACGCCGAGAACAGAAUCGAUUUACUCUUAACAUGCAAACGUUUACUUGGAUAUAUCGAAAUAAAUGCUUUGUUAUUACUAUCAAAUUUUAAUUAAACUAAAUACGAUUUUUUAAGUAAUUAAAAAAUAUCUGUCAGUCAUAAUUUCGGGAAAUAAAAAUUUAAUAAUAAUAACGAAGCAUUUAUUUCGCCGCAUACAAAUAUGCGUUUGGUAACAGUAAAUAAACCCCUGUCUCACUGUCAGUGUAGAUAUAUUCGACAAAUAAACCUCGGCUCACGAUAGCUACUUUCAAAUCGAAAGCUCACCGUAUCUGUUAAUCGGCGAGUCGGCAUUAACAUUAAAUAUUUUCAAUUGGUCAAGCUACAUCGUCGAGAGAAGUUGCAGAGCACAGAGCCAGUGUAAAAUAAUAAUCGUCGUAUCCAGGGCUCUGAGUCAUAGAUUCAAAAAAUGUUGUUUAGUAUCGGACUAUUUUUUACCCUGAUCGCGGGACUUCUUUACGGAUUGCACUACUCGGUUCGCGGAGGCAGAAAAGGCGAACUGAUCGACAAAAUUCCCGGGCCAUACGCUUGGCCGUUCGUUGGCAAUGUUUUCAAGUUUUUGGUACCCCUAGAGGAAUUUUGGAACAUAGGUCACAGGAUAAACUGGGAAUUCUACCCCAUUAAUCGGAUUUGGAGCAUCGAUAUUCCACACGUGAACCUUUAUCAUCCCGACGACGUCGAGGCCAUACUUACAAGCAUGAAGCACAUAAAAAAAAGCGUUUUCUACAGUUUUAUUCAUCCGUGGCUCGGUACCGGUCUUCUGACCAGCGAAGGGUCGAAGUGGCACACGCGAAGAAGAAUCCUCACGCCGGCUUUUCACUUCAACGUACUGCAACAAUUCAUGGCGAUUUUCAACGAGCAGAGCGAGAAGCUCGUGAAAUCGCUUUGCCUCGAGGGAGACGAAGUCGUCGACGAUCUCGUCCACCUUCUCCACAAAUUCACGCUCAACUCGAUUUGCGAAACCGCGAUGGGCGCGACAUCGGAGGUGAAUGGGCAAGUUCAGAACGAAUACAGAUCUUGCGUUUCGAAAAUGGGAGACAUAACGCUUUACCGAAUGCUAAGGCCUUGGUGGCACUCAAACUGGAUGUUCAAGUUUUCCCAAAAGUUCAAAUGUCAAGUUCGAGCGCUCAAAGUUCUUCACGGUUUUUCAACAAAUAUCAUCAACGAGCGUAAACGAUAUCACGACGAGACCGGAGGUCAAUUUUUACAAGGACUCGGCGGUGAUGGAGAUCCGGGUGUCUACAGUUUCGAAGAUAAAAAUUUCAAGAGCAGACGGCGCUUGACUAUGCUGGAUCUUCUGAUCUCAUCUUCCAAGCGUGAGGGCAGCAUAGACGACGAAGGAAUCAGGGAAGAAGUUGACACUUUUAUAUUCGAGGGUCACGACACGACCGCUAUGGCGAUAUGUUUCACGUUGAUGCUGCUAGCGGAAAACAAACAGAUUCAGGACGAAGCGAGAGCUGAAGUCGACGAGGUAUUCGAAGGAAAGAAAGACGAGAAAUUGUCAAUGCGCGAAGUCCAGGGCUUGGCCUAUCUGGAAAGAUGCAUCAAAGAAUCUCUGCGAUUGUUUCCAAGUGUGCCGUUCGUAUCUCGUCACAUAUCCGAAGACCUGCAACUCAAGAACUAUUUGGUGCCCGGAGGGACGGUCGUUAACGUUCACAUUUACGACCUACACAGAGAUCCCAACUUUUGGCCAGACCCUUUAGUCUUUGAUCCGGACAGAUUUUUACCCGAACAAUCGCAAGGACGUCAUCCGUUCGCCUUCGUGCCUUUCAGCGCUGGACCGCGAAACUGCAUCGGUCAGAAAUUUGCGAUGCUGGAAUUGAAGGUGCUGGUGGCGCAUUUCUUGCACAAUUUCUAUUUGGAGCCGCUCGAUUUUUCACGCGAUGUACGAAUCCUUCCCGACUUGGUUCUACGACCAUCAAAGCCUAUCCGCCUGAAAUUUGUCCCGAGAUCGCACAGUAAUCAAGUUGACUGUGGAAAACACUCGCUUGGAUUUUAUCACCUCUCAUCACCCGAUCUGAUGGUCGGUGAAACAAUGUUCUUGAGCAUCGCGCUAUUUUUUACCCUGGUCGCGGGACUUCUUUACGGAUUGCACUACUCGAUUCAUGGAAGCAGGAAAGGUGAACUCGUCGAUAAAAUUCCUGGACCAUACGCUUGGCCGAUCAUUGGCAACAUUCUCACCUUCCAGGUACCCCUGGAUGAAUUAUGGAACCUGGUUCGUAAGUUGAACAGGGAUUAUUACCCCAUUCAUCGACUUUGGAGCAUCAGCGUUCCAGUCGUGACUGCUUAUCAUCCGGAUGACGUAGAGGUUUUAUUUUCAAACAUACGGCACAUCGAAAAAAGUUUCAUAUACAAAUUUCUUCAUCCAUGGCUAGGAGCCGGUCUUUUAACCAGCACAGGGAAAAAAUGGCACGAACGAAGGAAAAUCCUCACGCCAGCUUUUCACUUCAACGUACUGCAACAAUUCAUGGCGAUUUUCAACGAGCAGAGCGAGAAGCUCGUGAAAUCGCUUUGCCUCGAGGGAGACGAAGUCGUCGACGAUCUCGUCCACCUUCUCCACAAAUUCACGCUCAACUCGAUUUGCGAAACCGCGAUGGGCGCGACGUCGGACUUGAAUGGGCAAGUUCAGAACGAAUACAGAUCUUGCGUUUCGGAAAUGGGAGACAUAACGCUUUACCGAAUAGUCCGACCUUGGUGGCACUUGGACUGGAUGUUCAAGUUUUCGCGAAAAUUCAAAGAACAAGUUCGAGCGCUCAAAGUUCUUCACGGUUUCUCGACAAAUAUCAUCAACGAGCGUAAACGAUAUCACGACGAGACCGGAGGUCGAUUUCUAAAAGGACUUGGCCGUGAUAGCGAGUCGAGUAUCUACGGCUUCGACGACGAAAGUGUCAAGGGCAAACGACGUUUGGCUAUGCUGGAUCUACUUAUCUCAGCUUCCAGGCGUGAAGACAGCAUAAACGACGAAGGAAUCAGAGAAGAAGUCGAUACUUUCGUAUUCGAGGGACACGACACGACCGCUAUGGCGCUAUGUUUCGCGCUAUUGCUGCUAGCCGAAAACAAACACAUUCAGGACAAAGCGAGAGCUGAAGUCGACGAAGUAUUCGAAGGAAAGAAAGACGAGAAAUUGUCAAUGCGCGAAGUCCAGGGCUUGGCCUACCUGGAAAGAUGCAUCAAAGAAUCUCUGCGAUUGUUUCCAAGUGUGCCGCUCGUAUCUCGUCACAUAUCCGAAGACCUGCAACUCAAGAACUAUUUGGUGCCCGGAGGGACGGUCGUUAACGUUCACAUUUACGACCUACACAGAGAUCCCAACUUUUGGCCAGACCCUUUAGUCUUUGAUCCGGACAGAUUUUUACCCGAACAAUCGCAAGGACGUCAUCCGUUCGCCUUCGUGCCUUUCAGCGCUGGACCGCGAAACUGCAUCGGUCAGAAAUUUGCGAUGCUGGAAUUGAAGGUGCUGGUGGCGCAUUUCUUGCACAAUUUCUAUUUGGAGCCGCUCGAUUUUUCAUGUGAUGUAAAAAUCGUUUCCGACUUGGUCAUCCGGCUAACAAAACCUGUUCGCAUGAAAUUUGUCUCAAGAUCAGAGAAGAAUCAUAAUAUUAAAAAAUAUUUUUUACUCGGAUAUUUUUCUCCCCGCCAACGUCGGGUCUGCAGUCAUUCGUGUUCGUACGUCCAAAUGCAUUAUCUCACCAUCGCGGACGCGUGUUCGUGUGCGUUCACAGCAUCCGCGAGGUGGAGUUCGACGAGCGAGGGGUAUAGCUCGAUCGCGGGAGUUCUUUACGGAUUACACUACUUGGUUCGCGGUGGCAGGAGAGGUGAACUUAUAGAUAAAAUUCCCGGCCCACACGCCUGGCCUUUUAUCGGUAAUAUCUUAAUAUUCCUAGUGUCUCACGCCGAAUUGUGGAACUUGAGUCGCAGGCUGAACAAAGAGUAUUACCCCAUUAAUCGGGUCUGGAGUGUCAAAGCUCCAGUAGUCAACGUUUUUCAUCCGGACGACGUCGAGGCCUUGAUUUCAAGCACGAAGCACAUCGAAAAAAGCACUUUGUACUCUUUCCUCCAUCCGUGGCUCGGCACCGGACUUUUGACUAGCAAAGGGAAAAAAUGGCACGAACGAAGGAAAAUCCUCACGCCGGCUUUUCACUUCAACGUACUGCAACAAUUCGUGGCGAUUUUCAACGAGCAGAGCGAGAAGCUCGUGAAAUCGCUUUGCCUCGAGGGAGACGAAGUCGUCGACGAUCUCGUCCACCUUCUCCACAAAUUCACGCUCAACUCGAUUUGCGAAACCGCGAUGGGCGCGACGUCGGAGUUAAAUGGGCAAGUUCAGAACGAAUACAGAUUUUGCGUUUCGAAAAUGGGAGACAUAACGCUUUACCGAAUGCUAAGGCCUUGGUGGCACUCAAACUGGAUGUUCAAGUUUUCCCAAAAGUUCAAAUGUCAAGUUCGUGCGCUCAAAGUUCUUCACGGUUUUUCAACAAAUAUCAUCAACGAGCGUAAACGAUAUCACGACGAGACCGGAGGUCAAUUUUUACAAGGACUCGGCGGUGAUGGAGAUCCGGGCAUUUACAGUUUCGACGACGAAAAUGUCAAGGGCAAAGGACGCCCGGCUAUGCUGGAUCUCCUCAUCUCAGCUUCCAGGCGUGAAGGCAGCAUAGACGACGAAGGAAUCAGAGAAGAAGUCGAUACUUUCAUAUUCGAGGGUCACGACACUACGGCUAUGGCGUUAUGUUUCACGUUGAUGCUGCUGGCCGAAAACGAAGACAUUCAAGAAAAAGCGAGAAUUGAGGUCGACGAGGUAUUCGAAGGAAAGGAAGACGAGAAAUUGUCAAUGCGCGAAGUCCAGGGCUUGGCCUAUCUGGAAAGAUGCAUCAAAGAAUCUCUGCGAUUGUUUCCAAGUGUGCCGUUCGUAUCUCGUCACAUAUCCGAAGACCUGCAACUCAAGAAGUAUGUGGUCCCCGGGGGAACAAUUGUUCACGUUCACAUUUUCGACGUCCACAGGGAUCCCAAUUUCUGGCCAGACCCUUUAGUCUUUGAUCCGGACAGAUUUUUACCCGAACAAUCGCAAGGACGUCAUCCGUUCGCCUUCGUGCCUUUCAGCGCUGGACCGCGAAACUGCAUCGGUCAGAAAUUUGCGAUGCUGGAGUUGAAGGUGCUGGUGGCGCAUUUCUUGCACAAUUUCUAUUUGGAGCCGCUCGAUUUUUCACGCGAUGUACGAAUCCUUCCCGACUUGGUUCUACGACCAUCAAAGCCUAUCCGCCUGAAAUUUGUCCCGAGAUUACAAAGUGAUUAGCUAUAACUAUAGUUUUCAUGACGUACUUUCCAACUGACACAAUUAUGCAACGCAUGUAACUUGGUACAUUAAAUUUUGUUCGCUUGUAGACAUAAGCUUGAAACGCAAGCACUCUGUAAAAGUGUACAACAAGAAUGGUAGAAGAUGAGUUUCGUUUUGUUUCUUCUUGUACUGCUCAGCUGUGAAAUAAGAAAGACAAAUGUUAUAUGAAUACAUCUGUAAUAAGUGACAAAUAGAAGAUGAGAUAAACAAUUUUCUUACAACAGA